AUGAGGACACCAGGGACAGGAUGGGGACACCAGAACUGGGAAUGGGGACACCAGUAUCCCUGUUCCCACCUACAGGUCCUCCGACUGGCCAUCCGGGUCCUGGUGCUCUUCCGGAGCCACCAGCAGCUCUGUGAUGGAUCCAUCACUCCUGGGGUUCUCGUCACCUUCCUGCUGUACCGGGACACGGUUGGCAGCCAUGUCCAGGUGCUGCUCAUCGGCUUCAAUGAAUUCAUGACCAAUGUGGCUGCUGGGCAGAAAAUCUGGGAAUACCUGGAUCAGGAACCCACGAGGGACAUGGGGGGGACAUUGGAGCCCUCCAAGCUCCGGGGCGACGUCACCUUCCAGAGGGUCUGCUUCACAUAUCCCGGGCAUCCGGAGCGCCCUGCGCUGAAGGACGUGUCCUUCGAGGUGCGUUCCGGGGAGGUGACGGCACUGGCAGGGCCCAACGGGAGCGGGAAGAGCACAGCCGUGGCACUGCUGGAGCGGCUGCGGGAUCCUGGGAGCGGGAAGGUGCUGCUGGAUGGGAUCCCACUGCAGGAAUAUGACCACCAGUACUUACACCGGCAGGUGGUGCUGGUGGAGCAGGAUCCUCUCCUGUUUUCCGGAACGAUCCGUGAGAAUGUUGUGCUGGGGCUGGAGCGCUGCGAGGAGUCGGAGCUGCGGGAGGCGGCCACUGCUGCCGGAGCCAUGGAGUUCAUCCAGGGGCUGGAGCACGGCUGGGACACCGAGGUGGGGGAGUUCGGGGGGCAGUUGGCGGCAGGGGAGCGGUGUCGCCUGGCCCUGGCCCGGGCCCUGCUCCGGCGUCCGACCGUCCUCAUCCUCGACGAGGCGCUGGAUGACGGAGACGAGGGGGCGGCGCAGCGCUGGGUGCGCACUGGGCUCGCCCGGACCGUGCUGGUCGUCUCCCACCGGCCGCGGGUGCUGGAAGCGGCCGAUCGCCUCGUGGUGCUGGAGCGCGGGGCCGUGGCGGAGGCGGGAACGCCGGCGGAGCUGCGGGAACGCCACGGGGCCUACAGCCGCCUGCUCCAGGGCGGAGGUGGGACCGGGCGGCCGGACGCCACGGGAGAGGGAGGCAGGGAAUAAAGGGGAAUUGGUGUCCCCAUUCCUGGUGUUUGUGUCCCAUUCCUGUCUCUAGUGUCCUCAGUCCCUGUGUCCUGUGGGUCCCUCAUCCCCCCAUCCCCUGGAUCCCCACUCCCUGUGUCCUUUUGAUUCUCCUCCCCAUUCCACCAGGGAUGGGAAGCAGGGAGGGUUCAGCAAGGGGCUUAAUUUCCAGCUGGGCUUAAAACUACAGCAGUGGGGACAUGAGGGUCACAUGGUGGGCAGGGACACAGGGAACACAAGGACCAAAGUAAAACUUGUAUGUUUAAAACAGUUUAAUAAUUGUAAAUAAAGUAAAAUGCAAUAAUAAUGGUAAAUGAUAAUAAUAAUGAUAACAAA
Neopelma chrysocephalum (saffron-crested tyrant-manakin) is the source of this 1437-nucleotide messenger RNA. Its product is annotated as antigen peptide transporter 2-like. Gene Ontology annotation, biological process: transmembrane transport. Lineage: Eukaryota; Metazoa; Chordata; Aves; Passeriformes; Pipridae. Gene Ontology annotation, cellular component: membrane. The transcript has 6 exons. The coding region runs from base 1 to 1083 and encodes 360 amino acids. The record is from RefSeq and is a predicted model, not a curated record. Gene Ontology annotation, molecular function: ATP binding; ATP hydrolysis activity; ATPase-coupled transmembrane transporter activity.